ACAACCGCGUGACUGUUUUCUUAUGUAACCAGUUGUAUAAGAUCAAUCUCCUAAGCGUAACUGUAGGAGGAAUGACUGAGAGGCAUAAGUGACCUUUCACAGUGAUUGCAAAUAGGCCAUAAUGCCAAGGAUGGUACAAAGUAUUUAUACUUGGAGGAUAUUUCAUUUCUUGUACCGGUCACAAAAUAAUAAUCACCAAUUACAAAAUGCCCGAUAAUAAAAAUAAUCCAUAAAUCUGCAUAUAAACCCAGGAAACACCAAAGAAACUUUAUUACUCCAGUAGAAAGUGCGAUAAAAUCAACAUUACUUGUAUAUUAACAACGAAUAUUACGAAUGAUAAGAAUUCGUUUCCUAGAAGUGUUUUAAAUUUGUAGAGUGUCGAAUGCCUUUCAAAUUAUGUACUUUCGCUGGCAACAAUGGCAGCAACUACUUCGCCUGCAGAGACAAUGGAAACACGAGGAUUUAAGUUUUUCCGCAUCCCGGUACAGUGCAAUGAUAUUCAAUAGCUGUGAUUCCUUUCACGUAGAAUUCUUCGUGCUCCUGCGUCAUCAUCUGAUUCGCACAAAUUUCUGUUGUUAAUUCAAAACUCUGAAUCCAUCAGGAUACGUUACGGCGGUAGAAGGAGGUGCUUGACUUCUUCUCCUACAUCCUAAACUUAUCCUCUUCACUUUCACUUCGCUCAUCUCGUUGCGUGCUACACACUCCUUGCUUUUAUGCUCAAACAUAUCGUGAAAAUACAUCUAAACAGUGUUUACGGCGUUUACUGUAUUACCUGUGACAUUUGACAUGGAUUAUUACGUCUGGUGUGUUCUUGGUAUCCUGUGCUUCCUACACAUUCCAUGUCUUUGUGAGGAAUUUUUCACACGUUCCAUCUAUUUGACAUUACAGAACACCACGCCGCGUCCAAUAUACUCGAAUUUCUCAUGCGUGGGUAGAGCGAUGGGAUUUUAUGCUGACAUCGAGGCCAAUUGCCGCAUUUAUCAUACCUGCGAUGAUCAGGGUAAUAAAUUUACCUACAAUUGUCCCGAGGAGACGGCAUUUAGACAGGAAGCCAUGAUAUGUGAUCACGCUCACCUGGUUGAUUGCCAGAGAGGCAGACGCGUAUUAAAGAUUACAGAAUCGCACGAAGACAGGACUACUGCCAAAUCCUUGUUCGACAAAACCGGACCGAACAGAAAUUCUCAGUUUCCUUCUUUCAAGGAAUAUACCACUCCAGUUCCAGCACGAUCUUUUCGAAUAACUCAGAAGCCGUUUACCAUGAAUACGACACAAAAAUAUAUGAAUAAUAAAAAACCAGUGUAUAUUCUUGGAACUGGUAUCACCAAUGGCCGUUACCAGGAUACUAAGACUUCUUUCAAUCGUCAAAACAAUCAAGUCUCGAAUCCUGUUACCAAACCGAUAACAGGUAUUGUAAAUUGCAAUGAGAAAAUAGAGCGAUGCAAUUCGUACAAUGCAAAUGGAGAAAUUGCCAGUACGCGGCCGGUAACUCAAGGUUCGAAUAUUAAACAAGGAUUUUUCAAUAAUUUUCCUGGUUUUUCCAAUUUUUUUGACAGACUAGACAACACGAAAACGAAUAGAGCUAGCGCAUCGAGUUUUGCGAGGCGGACUCUAACCACUCCGAGAACUGUUUUUAAUUCUAAUCAGGAUAACUCUCAUAUUCGAGAAUUAAGCAGAACUUUCCAAUUAACACUAACUCCUCGGCCAUUACCAUACAUGUCCAAGUCACCCUUCACUUUUCAUAAUAUGAAUUAUCCUUACAGUGAAACUUUAAGAUCGAUACAAAAUCAUACUCAGGCCUUUUCCUUGACUUCAACAACAACUCCGUUGCCAUUAAUCCACACUGAUCUUCCUGUCGAUUCAUUAACUGCCUCAUUGAAACCAUUGAUACCCAAUGAAUUAGAAUUUGAUCCCUAUUAUCCAAGAAUUCCUGUAACAACAGAAGCAUAUUACACACCUAGUGAUGAUAACAAAAGACCAAAAUUAUUUCAAUUCUCAACACAAUCGCCAUUACUUAAUGUACAAUUUGACAUCCCGGCUAAUUUACCAGACCUGAACAGUCUUGAGGAUCUUAUUGAUCGCAGGAAAUUGUUUUACAUACCAAGGAGGAAAUUGCGUUAAAAUAUACACCAAAAUAUUGUAUUUCUUAUUCGAAUAAAUU
This is a messenger RNA of Cephus cinctus (wheat stem sawfly), 2158 nucleotides long. RefSeq lists its product as uncharacterized. Gene Ontology annotation, molecular function: chitin binding. The record is from RefSeq and is a predicted model, not a curated record. Gene Ontology annotation, cellular component: extracellular region. The coding region runs from base 787 to 2118 and encodes 443 amino acids. The transcript is spliced from 2 exons. NCBI's taxonomy places the organism in Eukaryota, Metazoa, Arthropoda, Insecta, Hymenoptera, Cephidae.